AUGGCAGAAAAUACUCGCUCCAAAAGUAAUAAACGAUCAAGCCAGAAAACACAAUUUGAGAACUAUACUAAUAAUCUAUCAGACAAAGAAAUGGUCGCAGAAACUUAUAAAGCUAAAGAAAAAGCUUCGUCGUUGUCUCAAGCAACGAAAAAAUUAAAAAAAGCUGAAGCCUCUUCUUCACUAUCGUCUCCAAAUAACAAUGAUAAUAAUAUGAUCAUAGACGAUAAAAACGAAAUGGAACACCCAAUUUCUUCUGAACCUAACGUCUCAUCACGUGACGCAUCUACAAACGUUUCGCAAACACCAAUCACUAAUAGCCAAGAUGCAAUGGACACAGAUCUACCAGAAAACAAUUCAGAUAAAGGAAUUACACAAGGAUCUGCAGAUACACAAAUUACAUCUGAUACAAACAAUGAUGUAAACUCACAUAACUUAGAAAUUUUUAAGGAAUAUAACUCACGUUCAGACAGUCAAUAUAUAUUAUUUUUCAUGAGAGACCAAUUUGAUAAAGAAAAAUCAAACAACGAAAUUCUCAAUGACCUAAAAAAUGCAUUUUUAAUGGAAAAGGACGUAAUCGAAUACAAAAUCAACAAAAAAGCCACAAUUGAAUUUUACACUAUUCUUAUUGGUACAGAAGAAACGUUCAACAAAAUUAAAGAUAAACCUGUACCAUUGUUGAACAAUACUGCGCCAAAAAUUUAUUCCCGCGAUGCUAUAGACAACCUGAUUAAUCACGAUAUUAACAAUUUAAGAGCACGCUCAGUCAAUCUUUUAAACGUGCCAAUCAACUAUGAUAUAAAUCUUUUAAUCAAACAUAUAGCUAACUUUACCAGCAGCGCCAUUGACAUUACGCUUACAUUCAAUAAACCAAAUGCAGUAGAAUACUUAUUAUCACAACACAAAUGGGGCAUUUUAAUAGAAAACUUUCUCAUUAGAAUUGUACCUAUAGACGAACAACAACAUAAUUUUAAAAAUAGAACAACCCCUACUGAAACAGAUUACACAAUUAUCCCACAUAAUAAAGAAAGAAAAUAUAGGAAAAAAUUCUUGAAAAGACAAAACUCCUAUACUCUUAACGAUAAUGUUAAAUUAUCUUAUGAUCAAAUCAAACCAUUAAUGUUUUCACAACGCAACCGUCCUAAUCCACAUGGUCGUCAUAACACAAGACCACCACCCAACCAGGGUUACCAAACUAAAGCACCUAAUAAUUCUACUUUUACUCCUCGUGAUAAACGCCAUAAUCGUGGUCCCGCAUCUCGUUCCACGUUUAUUCCAGAUAAUGAUAUGAAUAACUGGGAUGUUAAUCCAAAUAACGCUAAUGCCAACAAACCCACAAUCAAAGGUAAACAAAGGGCAUCAGACAACUCUAACAACGAUGAACUGCUUAAUAGAAUCGUUCAUUUAGAAACAAUUAUUAAAGAUCUCAGCUCAGAAAUAAUGGGAUUAAAAAUCACAGAUAAACAGCAUAAAAAAGACAUUAUUUUCUUGAAGGAACAAGAAACGCGACAUGCGAACAAUAUGGAAAAACUCAAUCAACAUUUAACAACGAUCAAUGAAAAUAUGGCUAAACAAGCCGCUACAAUUAGUGGUGUGCCAAAAAUAGUAACCUUCCUAGAAAACCUGGAACAAAAUGGAUUCUUCUCACAAUUUAACGAUAACAACCAAGCGUAUGGAUCAAACAACUACAGUUAUCCUCCUCAUGAUGAAUUCGUCACUGAAGAACACCUGCAAGAAGAAUAUAAUGAUUCACAGAGCGGAUACGAAUCAUCUAGCACAGUUGAAACUCAUAACGUAUUCCUGGAUACGGACUAUACGCCCUCAAGACCCACAGGAGGUUAUCCCACUAUCACUUCUUCCAUUAGUAAUAAAUUUGAUAAUAUAGAUGAUUCUUCACAUAAUUCAGGCGUUCCCGAUUGUUUUGAUUGGAUACACGAUAUCAAACAAUUUACAUUUGCUAGCCAUAAUAUUCAAGGAGGCUCAAAAAAGAAAUGA
Rhizophagus irregularis DAOM 181602=DAOM 197198 is the source of this 1992-nucleotide messenger RNA. NCBI's taxonomy places the organism in Eukaryota, Fungi, Glomeromycota, Glomeromycetes, Glomerales, Glomeraceae. The record is from RefSeq and is a predicted model, not a curated record.